Molecule: messenger RNA, 1619 nt
Organism: Stylophora pistillata
Lineage: Eukaryota; Metazoa; Cnidaria; Anthozoa; Scleractinia; Pocilloporidae
Product: adenosine receptor A2b-like
Biological process (GO): G protein-coupled receptor signaling pathway
Cellular component (GO): plasma membrane
Molecular function (GO): G protein-coupled receptor activity
Source: RefSeq, a predicted model, not a curated record
ACAUGGCCACAACCAAUUUGACUCACGAAGACAAACGAACUGGGUCUUUCGAAGAACUUCGCUGCUCGAGCACUUUCACCAGUGGAAUACACCAGCAUCUGAUUUGGAUUUCAGCAAUGAAUACCUUUCUUUCUAUUAUUUCUGUUGUUGGCAAUUUUCUCAUUUUAGCCGCCCUUCGAAGGGAAUCUUCUGUUCACCCGCCAUCAAAACUUUUUCUACGUUGUCUGGCCGUAAGUGACUUGAGCGUUGGUCUUCUUGCAGAACCUCUUAACGUUAUCUACUGGAUGUCACUGGUUUAUCAAAACUGGGAUCUUUGCCGGUUCGCGUCGGCCGCAUCGUUUAUGGUGGGCUAUGUAUUAGCUUCAGUUUCCUUGUUCACGCUGACUGCGAUAAGCGUGGAUAGACUUCUCGCUCUGCUACUAAGCUUAAGGUACAAAUAUGUUGUGACUAUAAAGCGAACAUACAUAGUCGUUGGUAUCUUUUGGGGAUUAUCCACUGCCGCAGCAGUAUCAUCCCUUCGAACGCACCUUAUUACCUUUUGGUACAGCCGUAUAGGAAUAUCAUUAUGUCUAACAACGUCGAUUCUUUCUUACACGAAGAUUUUCAUUACACUUCUUCGUCGUCGAGCGCAAGUUCGCGUUGAAAUUGAACAACCCGUGCCUAGCGAUCAAAGUGUGCUUAACAUUGCACGGUACAAAAAGGCUGUGUACUCUGCGCUUUGGAUACAAAUGGCGCUAGUUGCUUGUUAUCUCCCUUACAGUGUAGUAACAGCCUUGCUUAGUUACAGAAGGCCGUCUCAGUCUUUUUUUCUUGCUUGGGUCAUAGCAGUGAGUUUGGUUUACGUAAACUCUUCCUUAAAUCCAAUUCUUUAUUGCUGGAAGAUUACUGAAGUGAGGCGAGCAGUAAAGGAGACGAUCAGAAAUUUACUCUGCUGCAGAUAAUCACAGAGUUGAAUAAUUGCCGCAUUAAAAGAGUAAAAAUAUAGAGAAAUAUUUAUAACUUUGUUUAGAAAAUAGCAUGAAUAUAAAAUAGCCUGGAAAAGUUGUUCUCUGCCCUACAGACCCCGUUUUUUUGCUCAGAAAAAAAAAAAAAAAAAAGUUCUACCAGAAGUAUUGUAUAUUAAUUAAUCUAAGUAUGGUUAAGUCGACAGUUCGGUCCUUUUUUUUUUCGAGAUCGUUUUGCAAUCCUGAGUGAUAUCUAUCAUUGGACUACAACAACGGAUAAGAUUGUUAUCGUUCAUACUGGAAAGAUCCAUUAAGCUUUAUGUAAUUAGCUAAAAGCUUUCAAUCAAUCAAACAGACGAUUUUUACUAAUACAACCUGCCUUAUAAGAAGCGAUAAAUUAUUUUUAGCAUGUAUACACCGUACAGUUGAUCGGUACUUUUCGCACAAGCUGAUUGGCUGGUACGGAGGUGACUAGCAAGUACAAUUCACCGCCGAGCAGCUGAUGAGACCGUUAAAACUUUUUUUUUUUUUUUCUUGGUUGAUGGUUGGUUUCUGUGCGGUAAACACUAAAUUAAUUAUUCACCUCCACGAUGAAAAUAAUUUUUGACAAUAGACGGUGAGAGAGAAAAUUUCAUUCAACUUUUUUGAAAAUCGUUAUUUUUAAUGAAAGAAACU